Molecule: messenger RNA, 2088 nt
Organism: Castor canadensis (American beaver)
Lineage: Eukaryota; Metazoa; Chordata; Mammalia; Rodentia; Castoridae
Gene: Arl5b
Product: ARF like GTPase 5B
Molecular function (GO): GTPase activity; GTP binding
Source: RefSeq, a predicted model, not a curated record
CUACGGGUCGGCGUUAGGCUCAGCGAUCUCGAAACAAAGGACUGUCUGGUGGGGAGUCUGCGCGGCACCCUGUGUCCGGUAUCUGAGCGGCUGAUCGCGGCUUCUUAGCCAACCAGUGCCCGCGUCUCGCGGUCCUCGGUUCCCCACAGCCAGCGCCGCGGAGGGGUGGGGGGCGGGGGGCCGCCGGCGCAGCGGCACCUGCUGCUGAGGGACCCCGCGGCCUGCCUAGGUGCCCAUGAUGGGGCUGAUCUUCGCGAAACUGUGGAGCCUCUUCUGUAACCAAGAACACAAAGUAAUUAUAGUGGGACUGGAUAAUGCAGGGAAAACCACCAUUCUUUAUCAAUUCUUAAUGAAUGAAGUGGUUCAUACUUCUCCAACCAUAGGAAGCAAUGUUGAAGAAAUAGUUGUGAAGAAUACUCAUUUUCUUAUGUGGGACAUUGGUGGUCAAGAGUCACUGCGAUCAUCAUGGAACACAUAUUACUCAAACACAGAGUUCAUCAUUCUUGUUGUUGAUAGCAUUGACAGGGAACGACUAGCUCUUACGAAAGAAGAAUUAUACAGAAUGUUGGCUCAUGAGGAUUUAAGGAAGGCUGCAGUCCUUAUCUUUGCAAAUAAACAGGAUAUGAAAGGGUGUAUGACAGCAGCUGAAAUCUCUAAGUACCUCACCCUCAGUUCCAUUAAAGAUCACCCGUGGCAUAUUCAGUCCUGCUGUGCUUUAACAGGAGAGGGGUUAUGCCAAGGUCUGGAGUGGAUGACCUCCCGGAUUGGUGUGAGAUAACUUUUUUGCUUGAAAAAGACUGCUCUAUUUAUUCUGUGACAUGAACAUUUUUCCUAGUAUGUUUGGCUGCUAAGGCAGCAGCAUGUUUAAUUUAUAACAACACAAACCUCUAUGAGCAACACUUGAAUCAAGUGCAGCUGAACUGGAACAUAAAGGAUGUUUUCUUAACUUUUUUUUAAAUGCACUAAUCUUCAGUUGGAUGAACAUAAUGUAUAACUGUUUUCAACAAUUCUGCUUAUUCUAAUUAUUCAGUCACUACCUUGUAAAAAAUGUUUGUCAUAUGUUUAAUGUUUUCUGAAGUAUUGUUAUAAUCUUUAUGACCAACUUCUUUCAAUUCUUGGCCACCACUCCCUCCUUCCCAGUAGUUACUGAUUUGACAAAGCAGUAGUGAAAGUCAUCAGCUACCUACUUGCAGAUGUCUCCAGCACUAAAUAUUUAUUCUACUAUAAACCAUGUUUUUAUCUUUGGGGCAGAAUUUCUUGUAAGGAAGGAGAUCUACCUAGAAGAUACAUACAAGGAAGAUUGAACAUCCUGAACUUCCUCCACAUUAUUGCAUGCCAUGGAAUAUUUUCAAAUUUGCUAUUUGCCUGGAAAUUAAGCAGGCUGUUUACUUAUCUAAAGGAAUUAAGUUCACUUUUCUGCCUACAUUUGGUCAAAAAUUAAUCAAGGUGAAAUACUUAUUUGAAAGCUCAGCUCUGCUGAUAAAUAUUACUGGAUACAUCUGGUAUUUUAAGAGUAUCACAUUAAUGCAUUAACAGCUAUCAGAAGUUACUAAAGCAUACCAGCACUAAAAUUAAAAUAUGAUACUUAGAAUAUAUUUUACUGUCAAUUUAUAAAUCACUUUGUGUCAGCAAAAAUUUCAGCGAAUUUUUUUGCAAGAAACAUCACAUCUGCUUUGGGCAAUAGCUAAAGCAGAAAAAUGAACUGUGCUUUUUACUUCUUAACAUUUGAAAUGUGUAUUAUGGUAUUUUCACCACCAGCAGUAUAUUACUUAAGAAACCAUGGGGCAUUCUUUAAAUCUGUUUGAGAGUGUAAUAAGGCUGAAGCAAUUGCCAUCUUUGUCAUAAUACUUCAUGUCCUAAAAUCCUAUAGGAAACUGCUAAAUUUAACCCUAGCAUUUAGAAUGUUACUAUGAGAUUCACCAUUAAUAUUUUUAAGAAUUUAUAAACCUAGAGCUAAUUAAAAUGAAGGAAAUAUCAUAAUCUAUCAAAAGUUAAUUUAUUGGGUAGCACUUAAAAAAGUUUUUAAGGCAGUUGUCUAAUAUGAAAAACAAAUGGUGCAUACCUUAAGAGGGAAGGCCAGUAGUGUAA